AUGGGAUUUGGUGAUCUAUUGAAAAUGAAAAUGACUGAAGUGCCAGGGGCAUUAAGCCGUUAUGUUGUAGAUAAAUUUGAUCCGACAAAAAUGAAAAUUGUUCUUCGAGAGGGGGUUGAGAUUGAUGUGACAAGAGAAUCUGUGAAUCAAAUGCUAGGAUUUCCUUUGGGAAAAAAACAGUUUUCAAAACUUCCAUUUCGAAAAGAAAAUGAUAAAUGUUAUGAUGAAUGGACUGAACAAUUUGAAAACAAAAAAAUGAUCAGAUUGCAUGAGAUUAAAAUGAAUAUUGUCACCUCGGACAACGCGGAUAUGAACUUCCAGAUGAACUUUAUUGGUUUGUUGAUCAACUCUCUUAUAGAAUCAAGCUCAUGCGGAAAAGCAAACACAUAUCCCUUAAACUACAUCAUGAAGAAUACAAACAUAAGCAACAUUGACUGGUGCUCCUACUUGCUUAAUUGUUUGGUUAAAACAAAACGAUCUUUUGAUUCAUCUAAUCCAACAAGCUAUUUUGUUGGACCAUCUGCCUUUUUAGUGUUGCUUUAUGUAGAUAGAGUCCAUUGCAGUGUAGUUAUUGCUAAAAGAAAACGACCAGUUAUCUAUCACUGGACAUCAGAAAAAAUGAAGCUUAGAGAAAUUUAUGAAAAAGAAAUAGUCAAGCAAUUUGGUACAGGAGAUUUAAAUGAAGAUUUUGUUGAAGAAGAUAUUAACCAGGAGGACUAUGAACAAAUGAUUUUGAUGAAGAUUAGGAAAAUCAAUUUGUUGAUUGAAAAUGGAAUCAAUAACUUCCCAACAAGUGUAAGAUUGAAUCAUUUGAAAAGUAUGCUCAAUGAAUUUUUUAAUGAUGAAGAUCAAAUUGCUCAAGAAGACAACAUAAAUAAUGAUGAUGAUGAUGAACAUGAUGAACAUGAUGAAGAUGAUGGUGAUGAUGAAGAUAAUGACAAUGUUAAAGAUUGA
Messenger RNA from Lactuca virosa, 954 nucleotides. The record is from the annotation of a GenBank genome assembly. Lineage: Eukaryota; Viridiplantae; Streptophyta; Magnoliopsida; Asterales; Asteraceae.